AUGAAGACUAUGUCGAUUUCCGCUCUCAUCCUGGCGACUGCCACCUCCAUCCUCGCUGCACCCAGCCCUGUGGUGCCCGUCCUAGAACCGCUGCAACUUACAGAUGUCAACGCAGCCAUCUACAGCACGAGCCCCCCAACAACCUGCUUCUUCUCUUUUGCUGUCAAAGACCCAAACACGAACACAGACACUAGUUGCUCUGCUUACUGGUCAAUUGGGAUGGCUGGAAACAAGACCUACAACUGCUCAGACAAGGCAUACCAGCUCCACCUCCCAAAUGGAAUCUAUGAUAUUGAAAACAUCGAUUUCGGAGUCUCCCGCGCAGAUGGUUCUCAGACUGGGCGGUCAAUUGUGAGUGGUAACUUAUGGAAAUGCGAGAAGCAGGAGUAUCCUAAGGCACAGUGCAAGUGGGAUGGUAUUUUCAGCCUCGAUGUGGCCCCAUCUACUUGA
This is a messenger RNA of Penicillium samsonianum, 450 nucleotides long. RefSeq lists its product as uncharacterized. Lineage: Eukaryota; Fungi; Ascomycota; Eurotiomycetes; Eurotiales; Aspergillaceae. The record is from RefSeq and is a predicted model, not a curated record. The transcript is spliced from 2 exons. Bases 1 to 450 code for a protein of 149 amino acids.